AUCAGGAACAGGCCUCCGAAAUAAUUAUGGAAAUACAUUAAUGGAUUAAAAUUGUUUGGCUGUAUAGAAACAAAUCAUACAGUUGUAAAAGCUGAUCAAGGACUAAAUGACCUUUGAGACUUUGCUACCAAACCUCCAACUCUCAUAUCUGCACUUGAUAAAGGUUAAACGUGAGUGACGAUCGCAAACGCAACUGAAAAUAACAAAACAAGGCAUGUUGUCCUUCAUUUCCCGGUUUGUGCCAAGUGUUCCUUCUUGUGUAACACUAAGUGCAAUUCCUCUACAUAGCGUUUUACAAGGGGUUGUGGGUGCUUGUGGAAUAUGGGUUCUUCGUAACCUUUUAAAAACUUACUUGUAUGUUGAGGCACAGAGUAUCACAGAUCAUGAAACAGACCUUAAACGAAGGAACAGACUAAAUGGUGGACUUAAAGAGAAAAUCCAGUUCUGGAUCCUAACUGUGGUUCUUUCUGCUGUGGGCUCUCGUGUUGCAUCACUAAUAGUUUUAGAGUUCUCCCUUAGAGUCAUUUCAGCACGGAUCACAAGAGGAUCAAACUCAAUAAUGGACUCUUUGUUACUGCUGAUUAUCCAGUGCCAGUUCUCCUUGGGCUGCGCACUAACCUGCAGCCUAAAUUUCCUCCAUGAGGGGGCACCGCAAGGCUGGCUAAGCCUCCUCCUUGCAGUUGGACUGAGCUGGUUCUUGGCAAACAGGUGCAGCAGAGUAUGGCGACAUGUAGAUACAAUGUACCCAAUACACAGUUCACAGCGCUAUUGUGGACUUUGCAUUGGACUAUUAACCACUGGCACUUCUAUAGCCUGGCUCUGCAUUGCCCUAAUUAUAACUUUUAGUGUAUCUGGAAUUGCUGCCAUAUCAAACAUAAACCAACACUUUCUAUCAACCACUGAAGCUCUGAAAUUUUGGACCCCACUCACAAUCUGCUACACUCUGCUGGUUGAGAGCAUGAAUGAGGAUCGACAUCAACCGCCCAGCCAACAGAUUCUCAAUACAGUCGUUGUGCGCCUGGGUGGGCUUUUUGUGUUACUGAUUACAGUGGGCAGCUGGUCAGAUGUGCUCCAUGUUCUAAUCUGCUUCAUUGGUGAAGCUGUGUGCCUGUUACCGUCUCAAGACCUUUUGGAAGCCAUAUAUCAGCAUGUCACCUAUGUGUCUAAAGGUCCAUUAAAAAGCCACGGAAAAUGGGAGGAACAAAGGACAUUGGAAAGGAAACUGGACUAGGCUUGGAUGAAAACAAACUUGACUUAUGUAUAAGCCUAUUUAUUACUGUACACACUACACACACACAUUCUCUUCAAAAUACAAUCUAGGUCGUAAACCCAAUCCCAUGAGGGUCUGUUGUUUGUCUGAAAAAUUCACAUUUUAGUAAAGAUUAUUAAUAUUUAAAAUCCAUUUAGCUUGACUCCAGUUGCAUUUUAGUACUGCAUAAAAAAUAUUAUGAAUGCCUUCCAUUAUAAUAAAUAUAACUAUUCAAUACCUGUAUGU
Messenger RNA from Carassius carassius (crucian carp), 1495 nucleotides. RefSeq names its product transmembrane protein 82-like. The record is from RefSeq and is a predicted model, not a curated record. Bases 215 to 1231 code for a protein of 338 amino acids. The transcript has 7 exons. Lineage: Eukaryota; Metazoa; Chordata; Actinopteri; Cypriniformes; Cyprinidae.